Messenger RNA from Pichia membranifaciens NRRL Y-2026, 1332 nucleotides. RefSeq lists its product as hypothetical. The transcript has a single exon. The coding region runs from base 1 to 1332 and encodes 443 amino acids. The record is from RefSeq and is a predicted model, not a curated record. Lineage: Eukaryota; Fungi; Ascomycota; Pichiomycetes; Pichiales; Pichiaceae.
AUGGAUUUGAGAUCGAUAUACUUGUUGCCCGUGCAUUGGUACCUGUUGUGGGCGGUGCUGGUGCCCGUGUGUCUGACCGUUAUCCCUCCCCGUCCUUAUCGUGCGUACGUCUCCACGGCGCUCCUCUACGCGGUCUUGGUGAAGGCCCAGUUCUUCUCUCCCAUCGACACUUCGGGCGGGGAUGCCUCCGUAGCACUCAUUCUGCAGGGCGUGCUCCUCAACCUCUUCUUCUACACGUUCAACCUCUUCUUCCUGGUGGAGUAUCCGGAGCUCACGGACUACAGACCCAGGUACGAGACCCGGGAGCACGUACGGGCGCUGCGGCCCUGCACGUGGCAGAAGUUCAGCUGGUGUGUGCAGCGCUCCGUCCUGGUGUCCUUGACGGGGAAUGGCUGGAACUGGCAGAUGUCUAGCGUCGAGCACCACAGGCGCCGGCUGCACGUCUCCACAUGGUUGAAACACUUUCUCGUCAACAAGCUGCUCGUCGGCUACACCCUCUACGACGUCUUCUUUCACAUCUACUUGUCGACAGCCUACAUUCGCACCCAGGGGUGGGGCCCGGGCCACACCCGGGACCUCGUGCUCUUUGCCAGCGACUCAACGCUCCCCGUCUGGAAGCAGCUAAUCUUGGCGAUCGGCUCCGCCUACUGCAUCCACUUCGGUAUCGACACGCUUUACACGCUCACCAUGAUUGUGCACGUCUUUGUGCUCCGCACAGCGUCCAUCGACGAGUUCCCGCCCUUGUUUGGCUCCUUCCAGGGCCAGUACACCGUCCGCUCGCUGUGGGGGAACGUCUGGCACAAAUUGAUGUACCAGUUGGCCAUUCCGCAGUCCAAGUUUCUGGCCGGCUGCGAUUACAAGGCCACCCACCGGAACGACCGCCCCCGCUACGGCACAGAAACCUGGCGCAAGUAUCUCAUGUUCUUCCUCGUCUUCACCUUCUCCGGGAUCUUCCACGCAGCGGGCACGCUCAACAUGCCCUGGUCCCUCGGCGCAGGCUACAACACCAACAGCCCCUUCUCGGGCAUUCACUCCGGCACCCUGAGUGGCGUCCUGUCGAGGUGCUUCUACUCGUUCAUCUUCUUUCCUGCUCAGUUUGUUCUCAUCAUCCUGGAAACACUCGUCCAGACAUUGUGGAACAAGUGUCUGCGCAUCCGACUCCCUCCAGCCGUAACAGCGGCCAUCGGACUGACCUGGAUUUGUCUCUCCGAGGUGUACCUCUUGCAGUUUUACAUCGACGAGUUGACCAAGUCAGGCUUCAACGUUGCCGAGUUGGUGGUGCCCUUCACCCCCGUCCACUACAUUUUUUCUCACUUCAACAUCAGAUUCUGA